Danaus chrysippus (African queen) is the source of this 2133-nucleotide messenger RNA. NCBI's taxonomy places the organism in Eukaryota, Metazoa, Arthropoda, Insecta, Lepidoptera, Nymphalidae. The record is from the annotation of a GenBank genome assembly.
AUGGACUACGUUGUAGGCAGUGUGGCCUCUUUAAUAUCUGGUAACGUGACGCCCAAUCGUCCAAAACGAUUAAAGAAACCUCUUACACCUAUGAAACAUCAAGCUUCUCCAAACGUGACUCCAAAAAGUCAAUUGGUGGACGAUAAAUCUGUUUUCCUUUCACCGACAAUGCAAAAGAAGAAAGCUAUUGUUAAGAAAUCACCCAAAAGGAUAUUUCAGAAUGACCUUGAUGUAACAAAUGAAGAAGGAGAAUCAAACUUUUCGAGUCCGAAAGCCGACAAGGUAAAAAAACAUUUAAAAGAUGAAUUAGAAACAGACAGUCAAGUUUUGAAAAACUCGAAAUCGCCAAAAAACAAUGAUAAUGCAAUAGCAGAGAAUGAAAAUUCCUCAAAAAAGAAAAAGAAUAAAAAGAAUUCAUUAACAGUAUCUGAAACCGAAGCGUUAGCAGAUGAGAGUAUUGAGAAUAAUAAAGAAAAUAAUGAAAAUGCGGAUAAUAUUGAACAGUCCAAGUCUAAAAAGAGAAGGAAGAGAUCAAAAUCAGUAUCAGAACAGGAAGACACACAAGUAAAUGAAAAUGUCGUAAAACCUGACGAUUCCACUGAAAAUAAAAGUCCUAAAAAGAAAAGGAAAUCUAAAGCAUCAUCAGAGAAACAGGAAUGUGAACAAUCAGAAAAUGUUACUCGUGAUAACAAUAAAAUUGAGAAUGAAGAAAAUUUAGUUGACAAAAAUGAAAGUAAGAGCCCUAAAAAUAAAAGGAAAAGAUCAAAAUCAGUGGCUGAGAGGGACGCAGAGAAUGAUAUAAAUGAAACAGAUUCAAACAGUAAAGUCGAAAAAUCUGAAGACUCCAGUGGAAAUAAGAGUCCUAAAAAGAAAAGAAAGAAAUCAAAAUCAAUAGCAGAUCCAGAAAUUGAACAAAACCGUUCCAACAUUGGAAAGACUGGAGAUGAAGAUAAUAAACACAAAAACAAGAAGAAAAAUAAGAAAUCAUCAAAGAAAACUGAAAACGCAAGUGGAGUAAACCCUAACGCGAUUACUAACAAAGAUUCAGACUCCGAGCACGAAUCUGAUGAUGAAAUGCACUCGGAGAACGAGGAAGAAAAUAAAAAAACACUCAACACGGAUCCCGCUGAGGAGAGUUCUGAUGAAGAAGAAGCUCCUAAAAAGAAAGAAGUAAAUAAAGAAAAGAAAGAAGAUAAACAACAGCAGGACACAGAAGAUGAGAUUAAAAGAACUAUAUUUGUAGGCAACGUUCCCUUCAGCAGCAAGUGUAAGAAAGAAUUAAAGAAGAUUUUCAAUCAGUAUGGACAAAUUGAAACUGUUCGGAUUCGGACUGUGCCAGUCAAAGAUGCCCGAGUGACUCCGAAGAUGGCCGUCAUCAAGAACGAGCUACAUCCCGACCGAACUACUGUUAAUGCUUAUAUCAAGUUUGCUGAUGCAGCCUCCGUUAGUAAGGCGCUGGUUGAAAACAACACCCUUUUAAACGGCUGCCACCUCAGAGUGUCUCGUAGUGACAGUACAGGAGCCGAACACGAUCCUAAAUGUUCAGUGUUUGUUGGGAACAUACCGUUUGCUCUCGAAGAUGAUGGUUUGAGGGAGAGGUUCGAGAAAUGUGGAGAAAUAGAAUCGGUCAGAAUUAUAAGGGAUAAGAAAACUAACGCUGGAAAAGGUUUCGGCUAUGUUAACUUCAAAUCUAAGGACGGCGUUGAACUGGCUCUGGCCUUGACUGAGGAGGAUCUUACAAUAAAAAAUAGAAUUCUAAGAGUGAAGCGAUGCACUCAACUGACACACAAGAAACUUAACAAACAAGAAACAGGGAAGCAAGGUUAUGUUGAGAAGCAAGGAUACCAAGGAAGACAGGAUAAGGCAACGUGGAAUAAAGGGAAUCAAUUUAAUAAAGGAAAAUCAGGACAAGACAACACCGAGGGAGCUUACAGACGAAUAAAAAGAAAGAAUCAGAUUGAUAUGUCCGUCUGUGUGUUACAGGAUAACUCAGGAGUCAACAAAGACGGCACACACACCAAGAAGAAUAGAAAGGAAUUUGUUGGGAUGACGGCAGAAAAGAAAAAGAAACAAAAGUUCAAUAAGGGACAAAAAAAGAAAAAGGUUCUGAGCGAGAUUCUGACAAAGAAAUAA